Lasiodiplodia theobromae is the source of this 1662-nucleotide messenger RNA. RefSeq names its product Copper fist DNA binding domain protein. The transcript has 2 exons. Gene Ontology annotation, biological process: intracellular iron ion homeostasis; positive regulation of transcription by RNA polymerase II; intracellular copper ion homeostasis. NCBI's taxonomy places the organism in Eukaryota, Fungi, Ascomycota, Dothideomycetes, Botryosphaeriales, Botryosphaeriaceae. Gene Ontology annotation, cellular component: nucleus. Bases 1 to 1662 code for a protein of 553 amino acids. The record is from RefSeq and is a predicted model, not a curated record. Gene Ontology annotation, molecular function: RNA polymerase II cis-regulatory region sequence-specific DNA binding; DNA-binding transcription factor activity, RNA polymerase II-specific; copper ion binding.
AUGCCGAUUCUAAAUGGCGAGAAAUACGCUUGUGAAUCGUGCAUCAAGGGCCAUCGCGUCAGCGGGUGCACGCACUCAGAUCGUCCACUGAAGCACAUCAACCCCAAGGGUCGUCCUGUCAAGCAGUGCGAACACUGUCAGAAGGCUCGCAAGACCAAGUCGCACCAUGCCCGCUGCGACUGUGGUACCAAGAAGGACAAAGCCAAGGCCGAAAAGGCUGCCGCCGCCGCUGCUCAAGCCAGCGCCAGCGAGAGCGAGCACGAUGCUCACGUCAACAUUGAAACGGCCCUGAGCCUUGGCGCUCCCUCGCAGGGCUGUGCCUGCCACCUGGGCGAAAAGUGUCUCUGCGGCAUGAAGAAGGACCUGGACCUCAAGUUGGACACGGGCUUCGCGAAGAACGGACAGCUCACCAAGGCGGCCAAGCCGCGUCUCACGACCGCCCACUCGGAGACGACGCUGACCGUCUUUGCCAACGGACACCACAAGCCGUGCCACCGCUUGAACAACUCUGCUCACACGUCGGGUGCUCCGUACCGGAUACCGCGCCACCACACCACGCACGGCGGCACCGUCCACAAGUCUCAUGACAAUCUCGCCGAGAUGUACAGUCGCACCAUGGACCCUGCCCGCCGGUCGGUCGAUAGCCUGAACCUGAACAAUACCGCCUUCGGCUACUUCACUCCGCAGAGCACGGCCGAGAGCGUGCCCAUGACGCCGCUUGCCGGGAGCCUGGAAAAUGACUGCUCCAUCUUUGAUCCCGCCAAGUAUGUCUAUAGCCAGCAGAGCGCAUUGAGCAAAAUGGUCGGAGAUGCCCCCGAACACCACGGCCUGCCCAUGUCGGAAAGUAUGCCGGUGCACACGUAUUCCUGGAUGAACGGCGGCAUGUACGCCCCUGCCCCACAGUACGGUGUGGAGAGCAUAUCCACGUCUCCUACUGGCGAUCUUACCCCGGAUUUUGACUACAAUAUUCCUUCGGCUGCUGCGGACAUGACGUCCAACCCGUACCCCUGGUCUGCUGGCGAUCUUCCCCUGGAUCCGAACAAGCUCUCGGACUCGCUGCAGCCCGUCUCGCACAGCGGUGAAUCGAAUCGACAGAGUGUUCCGGGCAUGACCACCUCGUCUUCCGGUGCACAAUCCGAGGUUGGUGAACCUGCUCUGUUUGGCGACAUGGACUUGAACAAGAUGCAGCAAGACCCUUCUGUCAGCGAUCGGCAACUGAUAAACGAUCCCUUCCAGAUGCGGGAUCCUCAAUCUUACCGCCUCAGCUCAGCCUCGCUCAGUCAGCAGGAUGUUCGCCCGCAGAUGCCGACGUCGGUGCCGGCAAAUGAGCCUCGCCAGAACUUGGACUUGGACUUCAUGCAGAGCUCGCAGGACAUGGCCCAGCCGGCCGCCGUUUUCGGCACGACUGCGCUCGACAGCCAGCCCAUGUUCCAGACGUCGGCGGCGGCGGCUUCGUCGGGCUUCUCGGACGCGGCUUUCACUGCCCCCGAUUUUAGCGCGCCCAUGAAUGCUCCUCAGGCCGGCCUCGACACGAGCGCUCCUGCGAAUCCGCAGGGCGCGGACUGGUACAAUAUCCUGGGCACCGGCAUGGGGGUGAACGCAUUUUCGGUCCCCGUAGAAACUAUGAAUAACCAGAACGCCGAGUUCCCGACAUGGUUAUAA